Diversispora eburnea is the source of this 3015-nucleotide messenger RNA. NCBI's taxonomy places the organism in Eukaryota, Fungi, Glomeromycota, Glomeromycetes, Diversisporales, Diversisporaceae. The record is from the annotation of a GenBank genome assembly.
AUGCGACUUUACAAAAAAAUCAAAGAAAGCGUUUAUAUCCGUGACGGCAUUAUCUUUCGCGGUGAUGAGGCUAUCACCAUAAAAGAAGAUUUGGAGGCUGAAAAGCAAGUGGACGAAUUAAAAGCUUCACUCGAAAAUAUUGCCGAUAGUGAUGAUCUAUUUAAUUCAAAUGAUUCAAAUGAUUUGAAUGACCAAAAUUCAUCCCUAUUGUGUUCCGCAAAUGACGUCAGUGAUAAUGUGACCGGCAGCAAUAAUGAUAAGAAUACAUUCCGUUUUAAUCCGAGUAUAAAAAAAAAUGAAAACAAUAAUUUUAAUAUUACGGGGAUCGAAAAGGUCGCGCGUAAUAAUGUAGCCGGAGAAGAUAACCGAGCGAAUACAUUUUCCAUAGAUUUAACCGGGUUUAACAAUCGACGUAACAAUAUCAAUGUUACAGGCAUCGAAAGGAACGUCCAUGAUAAUGUAGCUGGUAAUAACAACCGGGCGGAUAAGUUUCACGUAAAUGGAGUUUUAGUUGAUACCCAAGUGGGAAAUAUUGAUGCCACGUUAGCUCAGGCAGAAAUUAGAGAUAAUGUGGUUGGAAACAACAAUCAAGUGGGUACAUGCGAUAUAAAAGCUACUGGGAUCAGCAACAAUUCAGGAAAUAUUAACGCUACGGGUAUUAGGGUGGAAAUUAGCGAUAAUGUGGUUGGAAACAACAAUCAAGUGGAUAAAUGCGAUAUAAAGGCUACUGGGAUUAACAACAAUACUGAUAAUAUCAAUAUCACGGGUGCCAAUAUUACCGCAUCCAAAAAUGUGAUCGGAAGCAAUAAUGAUGUAAAUAUAGUCAAGAUAAAUAUGAACGGGAUUGAAAACAGUAAGAGAAACUUUACACGUACAUUUUAUGAAAAAGAUUUUAAUAAAAAAGUAAUCGGAAGCGAAAACAAUGUGAAUUUGGUCAAUAUAAAUAUGAGUGGAAUUAGAAACCAAGAAGGGAAUAUGGAAUUUAGGACGGUAAGCACAAGCAACAAGGUGGAUGGAUACAACAACAACGUGAAAACCUUCGAUUUAGACUUAUGUGCGGCUGAGAGACAAGUUGGUAACUGUAGUAUUACAAAGGAAAUUGAAGAUCUUGAAAAAGGUACCAACAGCAAUAAGAAAUUCAAAGCAAAAAUAGCCGGAGUUAGUGUGCAAGAGGGGAAUUUAAGUAUUGGGGGUAAAAACGAUUCAAAACUAUCCGUAACUGUAAUUGGAGGUGGCGAGAGUUCAGGAAAUGUAUGCAUUAGCAAACCGUCAGCCGGCGUUGACGUAGGUUUCAGUGGGCAAGUCGGCUUUGGAAAUGUAGACAUCGGUACUCGUUUGAAUUUAACUAUUGGACCUUCCCUAGGCUUUUCAAUACCAUUUCUGGGGUCAGGAGGAGGAGGCAAUGAUGAUGGCAAAGGCGGUGGUGGCGGUGAAGGUGGUGAAGAUGGUACUCAACCUGGUGGUGAGGGUGGUGGUGGUACUCAACCUGGUGGUGGUGAGGAUGGUACUCAACCUGGUGGUGAGGGUGGUGGUGGUACUCAACCUGGUGGUGGUGAGGAUGGUGGUGGUACUCAACCUGGUGGUGAGGGUGGUGGUGGAAAUCAACCUGGUGAUGGAGGUGGUGAAGAUGGUACUCAACCUGGUGGUGAGGGUGGUGGUACUCAAUCUGGUGAUGGUGACUUUCAACCUGGUGGUGAGGGUGAUGUUCAAUCUAAUGAAGGUGGUGUUCAACCUGGUGGUGAAGGUACUGCUCAACCCGGUGAAUGUGGUGGUGUUCAACCUGGUGGUGAAAGGGGUGUUCAACCUGGUGAUGGUGGUGUCCAAUCUGGUGGUGGAGGUGAUGUUCAACAUAGUGAAGGUGGUGUUCAACCUGGUGGUGAAGGUAUUGUUCAACCCGGUGAAUGUGAGGGUGAAUGUGGUAGUGUUCAACCUGGUGGUGAAAGGGGUGUUCAAUCUGGUGAAGGUGAAGGUGGUGGUGUUCAACCUAAUGGUGAAGGCGGUGUUCAGCCUGGUAAAGAAGGUGUUCAAUCUGGUGGUGAAGCCUCUUUAAGCGGACAUCAAUUUUUCACUUACGAUGGUGAAACUAAUAUCACCUCCACAGAUGAACUUUCAUCCGAAAGCAAUAACUCAACUUCUGACAGAGUUUACUCUUCCUCCUAUUCUUCCAUCGGUAGUAACAUUCACUCACCCUCCAUUGUAAGCAAUAUUCCUUCAUCCUCCGUUUUCUCACCUUCUGACAGCAAUAUACCUUCAUCCUCUGUUGUCAGCAAUAUACCUUCAUCCUCUGCGGUCAGCAAUAUACCUUCAUCCUCCGUUCCUUCAUCUUCUGCUGGUUCCUCAUCAUCCAUUGUCAGCAAUAUACCUUCUUCUUCCGAUUCCUCAUAUUCUGCUGGUAGCAAUAUCUCCUCAUCCUCAAAUUCUGUUGGUAGCAAUAUCUCCUCAUCCUCUGCUGGUAGCAAUAUUUCCUCAUCUUCGUUUACCUCCAAUCAAGAUUAUUCAUCUUCUUCAAGUUCGACAUUUAACAAUAACAAUGCAAGGACCAAGUCAUUUAACCACACUGGCUCGAAAAAAAAUAAUUUAUCGUCAACUUUUGAUGGUAAUACUAAUGAAGCAAAAAAUUCACAAAAAGAGACAGCGUUUGAGCGGGCUUUGGCUGGUGCAAUUCAAAAAAAUCCACGUUUGGCUUCAGCUCUUCGUACUUCUAUAUCUCCUACAGACCAGUCUUCACAAGACAAAACCUCAGAUUCCAAAUCGAAGUCCUCUGAGUCGUUUAACCCUCGUGACCUUAAAUCUCUUAUUGAAAUGCGUAUUCGCCGUGCUGAAGCUGCUGCAAAUCGACUUAAAGAAAAAAAAGAGAGCACCAAUACCACCUCCUCUUCCACUUCCAGCUCUGGUGAUCCUAAUGGACCAUGUAAAAGUCAUCCACCUAGUGUUCGCUGUUUCCGUUGUCUUACAGGUGGUUCUGGAAAAAAAGUGAAACGCCUAAAAGGGAAUGUGUUUAGUUUUGCCAGCUAA